CCAGCACAUCAACAAACCUCUCGACCGCCCGUGCUUGUGUGACAGAUGCGGCCGGCAACUUGACUUCUUGUCCUCCUAGUUCAAGAGCCUACUCUAGCUGUUUCCGCCUCCUGAUAACAGCCGAGACGACGGGGGAGCGUGGAUAUACCGCAAUAAAGAUGACCUCCUAGCAAGAAAUCCAGGACCUGCUCUGGAAGAUCAGACGCGAGCUCAUGAAAUGCAUCAGGCGCUUUGUCGCCGAAGGCAUCGAUUUCUCCUUCACCCGCACUUCGGAUCUGAAUCGAGCGUGGGACGAUAGUCGGUUGCGCGCUCUCUUUGCUGGCGACCUUCCAGGAGGGCAACUAGACGAGACACAACUUAACCAUUUGCGAAACAACGCCCUCCCCCUCCUCUCCUUUGCGUCUAUCUUCACAGCAUUCCUUGGAACUGGUUCGUCGAAACUUUCCCGCGCAAGGCGUUUCAAGAAACCGGCCAGCCUGAUCCGCAGCUCGCUCUCAUACUAUCUCAGAAAGAUCGCAGUCCCCAGGAGUUCAAGGAAAUUGUCGAAGGGUUCAUGGGGGAUUCCAUCGGGGAUUCCAUCGGGGACUCCAUCCACCGCCUCGAUUUCGACAAACUCUACUACUCCAUCCCGCCCGAAACGGCCCGAAACGCUCCGAUUUACAAACGAGCCUGAGGAGCCUAUAAAGAUAUACGGAAAAUGCGGGCUGCUAAUAGAGACCCAGGAGGAUCCCUUGUCAGAACGAGGCUCGCAAGGGCAUGUCUACUUCGGCAGAGUACAUCCAGACAAUGUCCAGGCGUAUCCUUACAACCACCACCAGGCAUUCAGACCGGAAAAGCCGUGCGCAGUCGCUGUCAAAGUUUUCAACAGACACCUGGAGGCCCUUCGUGAGGUCGAGAACCUGAGGCACCUUAAAGACAUCGCGGGCAACCCGGACGGCAGAUAUCCCAACUCUCUCCAUCACGCCAUUAUACACCACUAUGCGAGCAAUGAAGAAGACCAGUUGCCAAUGCCAAUGGUAAUAUUUCCAUUUGCGGAGCUUGGGAAUCUCUGGCAGUUUCUUUAUGGAAGCUCUGCGGUUGGCGAUGUUGAUGGAACCUUUCAGCUCCUCAGCUUCGCGCAGCGUUUCCCCGACAUCGCCGCACCACCGGAGGGGAAGGCGAAGAUAGUUGGCAAAGAACUGCGGAUGAGGCUCCUGGAGCAGUGCCUUGCUCUAGCUGGGGCCCUGCGGUUUCUUCACGGCCGCAUCGAGCACCGCGACAUGAGCUACAAGCUUGCGCAUAUGGGCCUAAAGCUCAACAACAUCAUAAUAUCAUCACACCCGAACUCCCCCCGUGGGACUAGUACAUACCAGGCCCCCGAGGUGCAUUUCUCGUGGCACGGCGGCAAAAUACGGAGGGAGAAUCCGGUGCGCGUGGGCCGCAUGAGCGACCUCUGGUCCUUUGGCGCCAUCAUUGCCGAGGUGCUCGCUUUCGCCGUAGGAGGCACUGAUGAGUUCGAGGCCUUUCAUGGACAUCGCCGCGGGCUAGUGGCUGAGGAUGCGAUCAGCAAAACCGACUUCUUCUGGGAGGUCCCACGGGGAUACAUGGCUGGUGUUCCCAACGCUCAACCUCAUCCACAAACGGGCGGGGCUGAGGGAGGCAAUCAAAUAUAUCCUGCCCAGGUUCGACCCGGUGUCGUCCAGUGGCUGGCGAACAUUGAGAGCAGCAACCCCGACUGUGCGCCUGGGUUCGAUGUCCUCUACCCUCAGAAGGAGCGUACCCCCGAUACGGAGCCACCCGUGCCGGAGCCUGGCCCCGAGCCUAACGCGAGCGAAGGAGUUUAUCUCGCCAAAUCCAAGGUGUACAUUGUCGGCAUUCAUGAGGAAUCAGUCCAGCCGCUUGACCGGACUCUAAACCCACCAUACGAGCAGCCGCUACCACAUGACAGCGACGAAAAGUUAUGGAAAGGAAUUGCUUCCGCCGGGGAAUACAUAGUCUUGUACGGAUGCGAACGGGGCGGGUCUCGAUCAUCUGUGUUUAACUAUGCGACGAGGGUCGCGGUUUCUCCCGAAGGGCUCGUUGUUCUCAUUGCUGGCGCGGGAAAGGAUCUGCUGAUGCUCAACGCAAAUCUGGGCUGCACUGUGGCCACGAAGAGCUUCAUCUGGAUCCUGGGCUGCCCCCUCGAGGAGUCGGCGACGGGGAGGUUACGGGGUCUGGGGCAGAAUCCAUUCAAGCCACAGCCGUGCGUGCUUGCAGUGCACGACGGCCGGCUACUCCUAACGGUGGACAAAACCGGAAGCUUGACUACACACGCCUUAUCCGAAGCCGCCGCGCCGGGAGGCGACAGGCGCCCAACGACCCAGCUCGGAUCACCGAAGAAGGGUGUUUACAAAUUCUCAAGUGCGCCAAACCCCGGGUCGCAGCUGCGCGCUUUCGGCGAUGCCGGCGCCACCUUGGUGCUACUGUGUCACGUCGACGGGGCCCUUGAAGUAGCCAGGAUUUCGCCCCCUAUCUAGUGACGAACUUUCUUUUUCUUCUUCCUUGCCCCCGAUUCGGCUGUAUUAGUUUUGCGGGCCGUUUAUGCAGGGAUUCUGUGAUUUUAUGAUACCCAUUGGUUUUCUGUUCCUACCCGC
Messenger RNA from Gaeumannomyces tritici R3-111a-1, 2612 nucleotides. RefSeq lists its product as hypothetical. Gene Ontology annotation, molecular function: protein kinase activity; ATP binding. The coding region runs from base 213 to 2495 and encodes 760 amino acids. The transcript is spliced from 8 exons. The record is from RefSeq and is a predicted model, not a curated record. NCBI's taxonomy places the organism in Eukaryota, Fungi, Ascomycota, Sordariomycetes, Magnaporthales, Magnaporthaceae. Gene Ontology annotation, biological process: protein phosphorylation.